Cyprinodon tularosa is the source of this 2735-nucleotide messenger RNA. Its product is annotated as zinc finger protein 182-like. Lineage: Eukaryota; Metazoa; Chordata; Actinopteri; Cyprinodontiformes; Cyprinodontidae. The record is from RefSeq and is a predicted model, not a curated record. Gene Ontology annotation, biological process: regulation of transcription by RNA polymerase II. Gene Ontology annotation, molecular function: RNA polymerase II cis-regulatory region sequence-specific DNA binding; DNA-binding transcription factor activity. The coding region runs from base 185 to 2212 and encodes 675 amino acids. The transcript has 4 exons.
UGAGGCAACUUUCUUCGUUUAAAUUUCCAGAGAUUAUUCUCCAGCAGAGGGCGGUAGUGCCUCUGCUUACUGGCUUUCAGAACAAACAGGAAGUAGCUGUGUCCGUGACUCCAGCCGGAAGCAUCGUUAGCUUAGCUGUGUUUUAUCAGUGUGUGAGGAUCCAUUGUGAGUCUGCGCAGCAACGAUGGGUUCAGUUCAGCCUCUGAGAGAGUUUAUCAGACAGAGACUAACUGCUGCUGCUGAAGAAAUCUUCUCAGAGGUGGAAAAAACCAUCAUCCAGUACGAGGAGGAGAUCGACCGUCAGAGACUGCUGGACAUCAGCUGGAGACCCCGGAUCAGCUCACAGAGAGCAGAUUCAACUUAUCCACCUCAUUCUGUGUGUAAGGAGGAAGAUCCUCCUGCUGAGCUGCAACCCUGCAGCCAGGAGAGAAGCUCUAGCUGGGAUCAGAAGCAAACCGAAGAACAUCUGCAGAUAAAGAAGGAGGUCAAAGAACCAGAAGCAUCUGAAGCUUUGCUUGUAAAAGAGAAACCCAGCGAAUUCUGCAACAGUCAGGAUGGACAGCCUCUUCCCCAGAAGCAGGACAUCCAUACCUCCUUUAUCAAUACUGUUUAUAAGGAACAACCAGAAUCAGACAGAGAGCAGAUCCUCUCUCAGGACAUUCCUACAGAUGGGAACCGGUUCUGGGAAGGAAGGAAUGAUGAAGAUUUUGGACUGAUUACAGAGGAAGAGGGACCCCAAAGACAGAGAGGUCUAGAAAGCAGAGAUCGAACGUUCUUUCUUGCUCACAUGCAAACUCCUACAUCUGAAAGGUCUUUCUCAUGUCCCAUCUGUGGAAAAUGUUUCCCUCAAAGAGGCUUUUUGAGAGUCCACCUGAAGAUCCACUCAGAUAAGAGUCUGUGUCAGGGACAGAUCUGCACCAAGGGUUUCCUCAGCAGCAGGAACCUGCCUGACCACAUGAAUACUCACACAGGUGAGAAGGUCUUCACCUGUUCCAUCUGUGGGAAAAGCUUUAGCGCUAAAGGCACAUUGAAUGUUCACUUGAGAAUCCACACAGGGGAGAAGCCUUUUACCUGUCAGACCUGUGGGAAAAGCUUUGUAGUCCGAGGCCAUCUGACGGAUCACAGCAGAACCCACACAGGAGAGAAGCCUUUCUCAUGUCAAACCUGCGGAAAAUGCUUCAGUCAAAGCACCCAUUUAAGAGUUCACAGCAGAGUUCACAGCAGCAACAGGCAGCUGACUGGCCUCUGCGCAGCAACAAUGUGUUCAGUUCAGCCUCUGAGAGAGUUUAUCAGACAGAGACUAACUGCUGCUGCUGAAGAAAUCUUCUCAGAGGUGGAAAAAACCAUCAUCCAGUACGAGGAGGAGAUCGACCGUCAGCGCAGACUGCUGGACAUCAGCUGGAGACCCCGAGCCGUUCAGAACCCCGCAGAGUUCCAGAAACGUUUUCUCAGUACUAAUGAUGAUGAUCUCAUUGAGCCGCCGCUCUAUAACCAGGAGAACCUUUCUGGGCUGGAGGAACCAGACCCAGAACCUCUGAAUGAGGGACCAGAAUCUCUGCAGAUUAAAGAAGAACCAGAUGAUUUGUACACGGGUGAGGAAGAAGAGCAUGCUCGUCUGAAGGAGGAGACUGAGGCCUUCAUGGGGAGUCCAUCUUAUGAGGAAGGAGAACACAGCCACCUAGAACCCGACUGGGACCAGAUCCCACCUGAAACAUGCCUAGCAGGUGAUGAUGAAGAUCAGGAAGGAGGUGGUCCUGAUGAACUGAGCCCUGAUGAAGAGCAGAAAGAAAAGGAACAAUGUUGGAAGGGAAGCAGAUCCAGGAGGGAUGAGAAUCAGAAUCUGUUUUCGUGUAAAAUGUGCAGCAAAGCUUUUACUCAGAAGGGAAGCUUGACCAAACACCUGCGGGUCCACACAGGUGGGAACCCCUUCACCUGCCUCAGCUGCGGCCGGAGCUUUCGCAAACAUUUCAGCUUGAUAGUCCACAUGAGGAUUCACACGGGAGAGAAGCCCUUCCCCUGUCUGAUCUGUGGCAAGAGCUUCUGUCAGAGAGGGAAUCUGAACGUCCACAUGAGAACGCACACGGGCGAGAAGCCGUUCCCCUGUCUGACCUGUGGCAAACACUUCCAGCGGAAAAGUAAUUUAACUGCACACAUGAGGAUCCACAGGAGGAACACGCUGUCAUUGUGCGGCAUUGGGAAGGAGCAGCUCUGAAUCGAAGUUAACAUGAGGUGUUAGGAAAUAUAAACGGUUAAAACUUGACUUCUUGCUUUUUUCAUUGCAGGAAGCUAAAGAAAAACUUAAAUUAAGUGAUGAGUGUCUUGAUCCUUUUCUAAAAUGUUCCUAAUGUUUGAAGGUUUCUGCUGCUAAAGGCCAGAACACACCGAAUCCGAUUUUGAGUCUGAUCCGACGGAUAUCAACAAUAUGUGUAUAACACAGAGACAGAAGUGAAACAAAUCUGUGCAGAUCUACCCACCCUGCCAAGUGGUAGCCUCUCCAUACACAGAUUAAAAAGUUGCGCAGAGUCGGUGUGUUCUGGCCCGAACACGCUUAUCCUCAAAUGAUCAGCAGUUCAUCAAACGUGCCAAAGUACACUCCUCGUUGCUUUGAGGUUUCUGCUGUUUAGUAAAUGGAGUUCAUGCAAUGUGACGAGUGAUCUGAGCUCACUGCUGCGAUCCUUCCUUUAUCGUUUAUCCAUGCAUCUUUAUCUCUCUGGAAUAAAGGAACAUCCUGUUUA